CCUAGCUGAGUAUUGUUGCUAACCAGUUUCCAUUUUACACCUUGUGGAAUCCAAGUACUAGGUAGCUCCUACUGUAUAUGCAUUUUUCUCUCAUCGCACACAGGCUUAACCGAAAUGAUGCUGAAAACUGGGCCACAUUUUUGUGAGGAAGUAAAAUACAAAUCAGUGAAAGAGAAAUAAACUGUGGUGAGAGCGCUCUUGAGGAAUGCACAGGCCUGCCACACACUCCACCUCAGAAACAGGAAGCGGUUCUUCAGGCGUACCUGCACGUGUGAACUCAAGCCGAAAGCAUGUAAGAGCGUUAAUUCCCUCCGCCACACACCACUGUAGCCAUUUUCAUUGGAAAUUACAACAAUAAAACCCUUGUGUUGGUGUGUUUGUGUGAAAGAUAAAGAGUUUCAUUUGUGAUAAUAUUAACAUAGUGUAAGAGGAAAGCCCCUGUGAAAAGUAAACACACACACUUAUAUAUAUAUACAGGUUGGAAUGAAACAUGGCAUUAGAAUUUAGAAACACCUGCAGCCAUGUUGAAGACCAUCUAUCCGUGUAAGUAGCACAGGGCUGCAAUAGUGUUUUUUUUUUUUUUUUUACAUAGAUAUUCUGUAACAUUAAAUUUUUUACAACAACAACUACUACUUAUUAUUAUUAUUAUUAUUAGUAGUAGUAGUAGUAGUAGUAGUAUUCUAUUAUCAAAUUUAGCUUUUUGCACAAAUAUAUAUCUUUAUUUGUUUCCAUAUUUACAACUUACAAGUUAAUUAUUAAAUUAUCUAUUAAUAUAUGUAAAUAUGAGUUACUUAUUUGCUUAGUAAUAUACACAAUUUCUUUUACUUUCAUUGCUUCUUUCCUGAUUUUUAACUAUAAAUUAAUCCUUUUGUUAAAUUAUUUUGGCUUAAUUGUAUUGUUUUAUUGUCUUAAGACUAUAUGCUUUCAAUUUUAUGUAAUAAUGCUACAUAACAAUAACAGAUAGUGUGUAGCUUCUUAUGUUUAAUUUAGUUUGCUUAUGAAGUUUAAUGUAAUCACAGUUAGUAUGCAGUUUGUUUAUUUGUUUUUUACUUAUUUACUUACUUCCUUGCUUGCUUACUUACAGUCUUAAUUACCUACCUUCAUAUUUACUUACUUACUUAUUUACUUACUGACCUACUUUUCUUAUUUACUUACUUCCAUAUUUACUUAUUUUCUUACUUACUUAUUUACCUGCUUAUUAAUUUACUUACUUUUUUAUUUACUUACUUUCUUAUUUUCUUACUUACUUAUUUACCUACAUUCUUAUUUACUUACCAUAUUAUUUAUUUAACUACUUUCUUAUUUCCUUAUUUCCUUACUUACUUACUUUUUUAUUUACUUAUUUUGUUACUUGCUUUCUUAUUUACUUAUGUUGUUACUUACUUUCUUAUUUACUUACUUUUUUAUUUACUUAUUUUGUUACUUGCUUUCUUAUUUACUUAUGUUGUUACUUACUUUCUUAUUUACUUACUUAUUUAGUUACUUUCUUAUUUACUUACUUAUUUAAUUACUUGCUUUAUUUAUUUACUUACUAUCUAAUUUAAUUAUGUACCUACUUUCUUAUUUACUUAUCUGCUUUAUUAUUUAAUUGAUUUCUUAUUUACUUACUUUCUUAUUUGUUUGUUUGUUAGUUUAUUUAUUUAUUUUUGUAUUACCUACUUAUUUACUGACUGCCAUUUAGUCUUUCUGUUGAAAUCUUUUCAGGUUUGUUGCUGUCAAUGCUGUCUGCGCUGUGCUCGGCCGGGCCCGCGGGAGCACGCAGCGAGCCCGUGCACCUCUCCAGGGACGCGUGCAGGGGCCUGGGUCGCGAGCUUCUGCGGAACGUGACGGAUGCGCUCGAGAUUGUACGUAGAUGAUAUUCGAGCUGGGAAGAGGGGCGUAAAUAAAUGAGCAUGGUGAUAAAUGUAGGUGUAUUUUGUUGUUUCCGGUACAGGAUCAGCUGUUCAGAGGAUUAAACUGCACGGAGCAAAGCGCUGAGCUGACAGCCAGCACGAGGACGCUGUCCGCGUGCACGCCGCUGGUGAGCCAACUUACUGUGUCCCAAAACCACACUCUGUUCACUACACAAACGCAAUACCCAUGAUGCACUGUGUGCGGUUUCUAGUGAGUGUUACUUUCAUAAAAGUCAAAAGUUUGUCUGAAAUGACAUUUUAUUAUUCAUUAUUAAAUGGUCUUAAGCUCAAAUGUUCAUGGCUACAUCCAUACUUACAGAAGUCUGGCUUUAAUAGGAUCUUUUGGUUGUGUGGUUCAGGACAAACUUUAUUAUUUAAUAAUUUAAUAGAAUAGAAAUAGAAUGAUUUUGGAGGCAGGGUGUUGUAGCUAGUUAGCAAACCGUGUUAUAAUUUCUGGCCAGAAUGUUGGGAUUACAGUAAUUACAGCACAUUCGCUAAGAACAAAUGACUUAAUUCCUUUCUACCCUUCAUCCAACAGAACCUGAUGUGCUUGGAAGGCACCGACUUCACUUUCGAUGAGGAUGAAUGUCUGCAGAGUGUUUUGGAAGAUCUUCGAUAUUACUGGUCAACCUUUAAAUCUUACCGUGAUCCAGAUCGAAUCCUGGAACAGUCAGUGCUGAGAAGCAUAGAGAACCUCAUGCAGGACUGCUUUUCUGCCAUGCUGCUGGAUGGUGCUCAGGUUCAGGUAAAGCAGAGUACACAAAGUGAAAUUAAUAUUUAUAUUUAUUCAUAUUUACUAACAAUAUUGUUUAUUAACCACCCUACCCCAUGUUUUAUUCCUUAUAUAGUGUUUUUACAUGGAAAUAUAAGCAACAAAUAUAAACUCAUGCUUCGGUUUGCUCUGCAGAUCUCCGUGCACAACGAAAACUCCUUCGAGAGACGCCUAAAGCUCUGUAAAGUCCUGAAAGGCUUUCAGAUUCGCACCAUCACCAUCAACCGAGUGCUGAACCACAUCGUCAGCUCUUCACAGAUAUGAUCACGAUGAAGCUAUUUAUAGCAUUUACCAAGUUAUUUAUCUCACACCAACUACCCAAUAACGUUUUGUCUUAAAGACAGCAUCCAAGUAAAUCUGAUUGUUCACGGUUUUAUUUAAAAUUGUAAUGUUAUUUAAAUAUAUUUAUUUCAGCUAUUUAUUAGUGAAUUUUAUGUUUUGGUGUUCAGAACGAUGCACUGUCUCAAUUAAACGUGUUGCAGUAAAAAAUAUGAAGUGUUUAGUGUGGGUUUUUUUUGUUUUGUUUUGUUUUUGUGAAGACUUAAGACACAAUUUGUCACACCAUUAUAUUUCAUUUUAUUAAUUUUAUUUCUUUAUAA
Molecule: messenger RNA, 3263 nt
Organism: Ictalurus furcatus (blue catfish)
Lineage: Eukaryota; Metazoa; Chordata; Actinopteri; Siluriformes; Ictaluridae
Product: interleukin-12 subunit alpha
Exons: 3
Coding region: 2437-2928 (163 amino acids)
Biological process (GO): immune response
Cellular component (GO): extracellular region
Molecular function (GO): interleukin-12 receptor binding; growth factor activity
Source: RefSeq, a predicted model, not a curated record